Molecule: messenger RNA, 940 nt
Organism: Aspergillus saccharolyticus JOP 1030-1
Lineage: Eukaryota; Fungi; Ascomycota; Eurotiomycetes; Eurotiales; Aspergillaceae
Product: nucleolar protein 16
Exons: 2
Coding region: 57-779 (240 amino acids)
Biological process (GO): ribosomal large subunit biogenesis
Cellular component (GO): nucleolus
Source: RefSeq, a predicted model, not a curated record
AGGGACUCUAUUGCUCCAACAACUAUCAGCCCCCCGCUGCACAUAAUUAAUACAUCAUGACCAACGUGCGCCAAAAGAGAAAGAACAGGUCCGGUCUGCCCAAGGCCAAGGCCAAGCGCACCGGCAUCCUGAAGAACGGCCGCAAGAAGAUCAACGUCCUGGGCAACGCCAUUAUCGCCGAGAACUGGAACCGUGAUCUGACCCUCACGCAAAAUUACCGCAAGCUUGGCCUUGUCCACCGCCUGAAUGCGCCGACCGGUGGUUCUGAGAAGCGCCCCACGAAAGACGGCAUCGAGCGCGAGCGCGAGGAUUCCCUACACAUCAAGAGCAGCGCCACUGCUGUUGCCCAGAAGAGCGCCACCGGGGAGAUUCGAGUCGAGCGCGAUCCCGAGACCGGCAAGAUUCUGCGCGUCAUCCGCAGCGGCGACGAGGAGAUUGAGGUGGCGGGCCGCAAGCACAAGCGCAACAACCCGCUGAACGACCCGCUGAAUGAUCUGUCCGGCGAUGAGGGCGAGGCGAGUGCGCAGCAGAAGAAGCAGAACAACGACAGUGAUAUUGUUCGUCAGCUCGAAUUGCAGGCCGAUAAGGAGAGCCUCAAGGUGGCGGCCAAGAAGCCCCGGCACCAGAGUAAGAGAGAGGAGGAGUGGAUUCUGCGUCUGGUGGAGAAGCACGGAGACAAUUACGCCGCCAUGGCUCGUGACCGGCGACUGAAUCCGAUGCAGCAGACCGCCGGCGAUCUGAAACGGAGAAUCGCCAAGUGGGAGAAGAGUCGGUCAUGAUCUGUUGUUCUUUUGAAAAUUCAUUCAUCUGCAUAUUGGCGACUAUGGCGUUGAUCUCUUUGUUUGGGGGGUUCUUGGGCUAAAAGUGUCUGACAUGGGCUGUGUCCGGCUCUACUAAACUACUUCGCGGUAUACCAGUUUAGUUGAACAAGUUUCAUUUC